This is a messenger RNA of Mustela lutreola (European mink), 1745 nucleotides long. RefSeq names its product olfactory receptor-like protein DTMT. Lineage: Eukaryota; Metazoa; Chordata; Mammalia; Carnivora; Mustelidae. The record is from RefSeq and is a predicted model, not a curated record. Bases 787 to 1737 code for a protein of 316 amino acids. Gene Ontology annotation, cellular component: membrane. Gene Ontology annotation, biological process: G protein-coupled receptor signaling pathway. Gene Ontology annotation, molecular function: G protein-coupled receptor activity; olfactory receptor activity. The transcript has a single exon.
UAAAUAUGGAGAGACCAGAUUGGUUGUGAUGGUUCAGGUGAGAAAAGUUGAGUGACCUGAAUGAUGGCUGUGGGAUGGGUAGCAGGGUCUAUAUGAGAAGUGAGUAGAAAGGGAGAUUGGUAACAUACAGUAAAUGAGUGACAAGCAUGAAGGGAGCCCUCAGUCUGGCUUGAGUACCUUGUAGGUGGUACUGCCAGUCACGGAACUACUAGAGCUACUGGGAGUGGAGCACCUACAGGGCAAGGAGGACAAGACUUCAGACAUUUAAGAUAGAUUGGUUUCAGAGUGACAGUGAGACACAUAGGGAAGAUGGUCUUCAGGGAACUGAACACCCAUAUCUAUAGCUCAGAUGAGCUAUGUAGGCUGAAUAAAUACAUUUGGGAUUCACUUUCAUAUUUAGGGUAAGUGUAGAAGGAAAACAUUCUGAGGACAACCAACAUUCAAAUGAUGACCGGGAAGGGGGAGCUCUGUAAGGAGUGGGUGAAGGUAUUGCAAGGCAGGCAGGAAGAACAUGAAGCUGAGGUAUCACAAUUAUCAAGAGACAGGAGAGGUUUACAAAGGAAGAAGUGAUCAUUGGUGUUAAAUGUGCUGUCAUCUGAUUCAGAGACUUGGAUGUCACUGGAGACUUUGAUGGAGUAGUUUCAAUAGACCCAGUUGCCACCUGUGCCUUAAUCCUCACUCAUCCAUACAUUUGACAAUAGGCCACAUGCAAUAGACAUAUGUUUAUUUCUUAUAUUUGGAUUUUAAGGUCUGUUAUUUUCUUCAUAAAUAUGGUAGCAUCACAGAAUGACAGAAAGGAACCAAACUGUUGUCUCAGAUUUCCUCCUUCUGGGUCUGCCCAUUGAUCCAGAUCAGCGAGACCUGUUCUAUGCCCUGUUUCUGACCAUGUAUGUCACCACCAUCCUGGGGAACCUUCUCAUCAUUGUCCUCAUUCGCCUGGACUCCCACCUCCACACGCCCAUGUAUUUGUUUCUCAGCAAUUUAUCCUUCUCUGACCUUUGCUUCUCGUCUGUCACAAUGCCCAAAUUGCUGCAGAACAUGCAGAGCCAAGUCUCCUCCAUCCCCUAUGCUGGCUGCCUGACCCAGAUGUACUUCUUCCUGUUUUUUGGAGACCUGGAGAGCUUCCUCCUGGUGGCGAUGGCCUAUGACCGCUAUGUGGCUAUCUGCUUCCCUCUGCACUACACCACCAUCAUGAGCCCCAAGCUCUGUCUCUCCCUGGUGGUGCUGUCCUGGGUGCUGACCAUGUUCCACGCUAUGUUACACACUCUGCUCAUGGCCAGAUUGUGGUUUUGUGCAGACAACACAAUCCCCCACUUUUUCUGUGAUAUGUCUGCUCUGCUGAAACUGGCCUGCUCUGACACUCGUGUUAAUGAAUUGGUGAUAUUUAUCAUGGGAGGGCUCAUUCUUGUCAUCCCGUUCCUGCUCAUCAUCAUAUCUUAUGUGCGGAUUGUAUCCUCCAUCCUCAAGGUCCCUUCUGCUAGGGGCAUCCACAAGGCCUUCUCCACCUGUGGCUCCCACCUCUCUGUGGUGUCUCUCUUUUAUGGGACAAUUAUUGGUCUCUACUUGUGCCCAUCAACUAAUAAUUCUACUGUUAAGGAGACUGUCAUGGCCAUGAUGUACACUGUGGUCACCCCCAUGCUGAACCCCUUCAUCUACAGCCUGAGGAACAGAGACAUGAAGGGAGCCCUGGGAAGAGUCUUUUGGAAAAAUAAAACAUCUUUCUCUCUAAAGUGGUAACAAUUGAG